AUGGAGAAAAGUUCUAUUGUUAUGGCUACUUGGAACCGUAUAGCUUCUAUGUUUGAGGAUAAUCAGAACUCUCGUGCUGUCGCUCUCGACCAGGAUUUCAUCUCCACUCGCAUGGAGGAUUUUUCUAAUGUUUUAGCCUACUGUCAGCGUCUGAAACAUAUCUCCGAUCAGUUAAGGAAUGUUGGUGCCCCAGUCAGUGACCAUCGUCUUGUUCUCCAGUUGGUCUCUGGUCUCACUGAGCCUUUUCGUGGUGUUGCCACCCUGAUCCGUCAGAGCGAGCUUUUGCCUCCUUUCCUCAAGGUCCGCUCCAUGCUGAUUCUAGAGGAAUCUGGUCUCGCCAAGAUGUCAGGCCCGACCUCUCAGACUGCUCUGCACGCCUCUGUCUCCCAUCCACGGCUGUAG
This is a messenger RNA of Lotus japonicus, 402 nucleotides long. RefSeq lists its product as uncharacterized. The record is from RefSeq and is a predicted model, not a curated record. Lineage: Eukaryota; Viridiplantae; Streptophyta; Magnoliopsida; Fabales; Fabaceae. The coding region runs from base 1 to 402 and encodes 133 amino acids. The transcript has a single exon.